UGUGUCAUAAAUUUUCGAAAACUUGUCGUUUAUACUCCGUCUUCAUACACUAGCAUCCUACAUCAUCCUAAAGCAGGGUGAAAUAUACCUCAAAGGAGUCGCACACUUAAUCCAUAAAAGCAAAGGAUUGAUCAAUCGCCACGUGGAUUAAUCUGUUGGGCAACAUUUAAUGCUUGCAAAACACUUGAAUGCAACAGCAAAGCAAAAUUAGUGAGAGAAAGGACACAUGCUGCAUGUGUAAGGGGUUAAUACUAUUUAAAAUUGAAUUGGGGAAGAAGAGUCUUGUUAGAGUAAAAUUGAAGCAAUGAAUGGAGUUCAUGAAGAUAUGUUAGGUGAAGUGAGAACAACAUUCAGGAGUGGAAGAACAAGAGGUGUUGCAUGGAGAAAAGCACAACUUCAAGCCCUUCUUAAGCUCCUUACUGAAAAAGAAGAUGAGAUCUUUGAAGCACUUAAACAAGAUGUUGGAAAACACCCUGUUGAAGCUUAUCGUGAUGAAGUUGGUGUGGCGAGGAAAUCAGCUACCCUUGCUUUGCGCUGUUUUGAGAAGUGGAUGGCCCCUCAAAAGGGCCGAAUACCAUUAGUUUUCUUUCCUGCAAGAGGGGCAGUAGUAUCAGAGCCACUGGGAGUGGUGCUCAUAUUUGCAUCCUGGAAUUUUCCCAUCUCCCUGGCUUUAGAUCCGAUGAUUGGAGCAAUUUCUGCUGGAAACGCAGUUGUCCUCAAACCUUCAGAACUAGCACCAAAAUGCUCCUCUUUUCUAGCCAAUACAAUACCUCUUUACAUGGAUCCAGAAGCUAUUAGAGUUGUUGAAGGGGGAAAAGUCGUAGCAGAACAACUAUUGCAGCUCAAAUGGGAUAAGAUAUUUUUUACAGGUAGUCCACAAGUUGGGCGCAUUAUAAUGUCAGCAGCUGCGAAGCACUUAACACCUGUAACCCUAGAGCUGGGUGGAAAAUGUCCUGCCAUCUUUGACACACUAUCUAAUUCCUCUGAUUUACAGGUGGCUGUCAAGAGGAUAGCAGGUGGAAAGUGGGGAACAUGCAAUGGACAAGCAUGCAUAGGAAUCGACUAUGUGCUCGUGGAAAGACAAUUUGCUUCAGUUCUGAUCGAACUAUUGAAGAAGUUCACCAAGAAAUUUUAUGGUGAAAACCUGAAAACUUUGGAAAAUCUCUCCAGAAUCGUGAACAAGCACCACUUUGAUAGAGUACACAAUCUUCUCAAAGAUCCAAAAGUUGCAGCAUCCGUUGUUUAUGGAGGCUCAGUAGAUGAGGAAAACAUGGUUAUUGAGCCAACAAUAUUGUUGAAUCCGCCUCUUGACACUGAUAUCAUGACUGAAGAAAUAUUUGGCCCAUUGCUUCCAAUCAUCACACUGAAUAAUAUUGAAGAAAGCAUUCAGUUCAUAAACUCGAGGGAAAAACCUCUUGCAAUAUAUGCAUUUACCAAGAAUGAUUCGUUGAAGGAGAAGAUCUUGCAGGAAACAUCUUCCGGAAGUCUGACUUUCAAUGAUGCUGUAAUUCAGUUUAUAUGUGACACAUUACCAUUCGGAGGUGUUGGUCAGAGUGGUUUAGGACGUUACCAUGGGAAGUUCUCUUUUGACACGUUCAGUCAUGAAAAAGCAGUUCUACAUAGGAGCUUCUUAAUUGAGUUGGAACCAAGGUAUCCUCCAUGGAAUAAUUUCAAGAUGGAGUUUGUCAGAUUGGCUUACAACUAUGACUACAUUGGUCUUGUACUGCUCUUGCUGGGGUUGAGAGGAAUAUUCAGAACAAAUCGAAGGCAGUAGAAGAUGAACUCUUCUCAGUCAAAUAAGGGUAAAUCCAUCAAACAAAAGUGCCUUACCGAUCACCAAGAAAGCUAAAUGUUGUCACUCCCUUGCUCCUGUGGGAAGUUUUGGGUGUGAAACUAAUUUAGAAUCGUCAUUUCUAUCCAGAAAUCCACUGAAGUAGUUUUAUUUGUCUCUCUACUUGCCUAUCAAGUAUAUUAUUAUAAACAAAAUAAAAGAAAUAUGUUUGAUAAUAGACUGCUAGCGGGGAUUUGGAAUUAGGAUUUUGUUCAAUUCUAAUAGAAGAAUAGACAAAGUAAUACAGUAAGUUAAAGCGAAGUUGCCACUUA
Molecule: messenger RNA, 2103 nt
Organism: Lycium barbarum (goji berry)
Lineage: Eukaryota; Viridiplantae; Streptophyta; Magnoliopsida; Solanales; Solanaceae
Product: aldehyde dehydrogenase family 3 member F1-like
Exons: 10
Coding region: 305-1774 (489 amino acids)
Biological process (GO): aldehyde metabolic process
Cellular component (GO): cytoplasm
Molecular function (GO): aldehyde dehydrogenase (NAD+) activity
Source: RefSeq, a predicted model, not a curated record